GAUCAGACAUUAGUUUCUUUCGCCUAAACUAGAUAGUUUUUAUUGAAUUUUUGGACGAAAAUGAACAUUUUUACUACUAACUCGGUAUUAAAAGUUUGAUUUUAGCAUUCCUGAACAGGAAAAACCACUCAAAAUGUAUGUAAAUCUAUAAGUAGUUCUCAAAUUUUGCAUGUGUAAACAAAACCAUUGAGAGGAAGACACCAAUGGAUGCCAUGGAAGAAAACACUUCCUAUGAUAUGACGAAGAUUUGUCGAUCCUGUCGGAAGGACGGACAAAUGUUACAAUCUAUCUUCCAUUCGUCUGGGGAUGACGGUAUUGCACUGCAUGAAAUGCUUGUCGAGUGUACGUCUAUCCAGAUUCAUUUUAACGAUGGGAUGCCUCAACAUGUCUGUUCCAACUGCGCAAGAGAUAUCAACACGGUGUACAACUUUCGGAAGCGUUACGAGGAAAGCGACCGAUUGUUACGCGAAUAUGUGUCACAACAGCUAAGCUCCAGCAAUGUUAAGGUAGAAGAAAUCGAUAUUAAAUCGGAACAGCUGGCUUUCUACGAUGUCAGUAUGCAUCCGUCCGAGCAUGAUGCGCUACAGGCUGAUGAUGACGAUGACGAUGGGUUCGAUGGACAUUUGGAGUACGGUGAAACGGCAUUCGUCUCGGCCGAACUGGCUGAUGACAGCGAUGAACAAGCGAACGAAACACUGAGACAGUUCUCUCAACCUAACCAUGAAUUUGUGGCCAUUGAUGUGAAUCCGUCAAAACUGUUGGAUGUGAAAAGAAACAAAUUGUGUAUGAUAUGCAAUAAAGCCUUUACUCGGACAGAUCAUUUGACGCGGCACAUGAGAACGCAUAUCGGUGGUCCCGAGGGACUGAUAAAGUGUUCAAUUUGUAAUCGAGGAUUCACCCGGAAAGACCACAUGAUGCGCCAUAUGAAGAUACAUAGCAAGGAUUUUAAUUGUGAAUUUUGUGAGAGGAAAUUUUCAACGCUGGAUUACAGCGAGUACAAAACGCAUAUGGCUACGGAGCACCCGGGGAAGGAAUUACUGCAUGUUCGGAAAUAUAGGAAGCGUAAGCUCAGCUCGGACACACCAAUCACAGCGGAAAUGGUUUACGAUAAAGGAAAAAUGGAAGCCAUUUGUCGGCUUUGUGAUGCCACUUUUGACCGAAUUGUAGAACUGCGAAAUCAUUUGAAAGUACACAUCGAUCCGACAUCGUUCGCCACCGUCAACAUCCAAACGAAACCGUACCUGUUUGAGGAAGGACGUGUCGUGGACAACUUCCUGGAAAAUAUCAUACAUCGCGUCUACAAUUGGGAAGUGAAUCGGUUCUAUCAGAUAGUAGAACCAGACGGCGAAGAACUGGGACUGAGUGAUUCGGAUUCAGAACCAGAAGAAGGAGAACCGGCUAUAGACGGAAUUAUUCGACGCGAGCAUUCCUGUGCUGUUUGUCAGCAAAGUUUUAGUAGAAUUAAAAUGAUCAUGGAACACGCCAUCGACCAGCACAAACCGGAAGAGCUUCUGGCUUGUACGCACUGUUCACGAGGUUUUCCGAACAAAGCCUUACUGUUGCGUCACCUGAAGCACCAGUGUGAGAAUCACGACAAGAAGAUUCACUGCCCGUUUUGCAACGAAAGAUUUAUGUGGCAAACCAGCAUGAAUAAGCAUGCUCAGCAGAAGCACAAACCCACGAAACCUUUGCUGCAGCGGCCGGAUGACGAAACCGAGGAAAAAAAUCAUAUCUGUCAAAUAUGCAACAAGAGCUUCAUCCGACGGCAGCAUCUGGAUCGCCACAUGAGCAUUCACAUCCCGGACGAGAAGAAAUUCAAAUGUACCGAAUGCAACAAAGCAUUCAACCGGAAGGACAAUUUGCGGACGCACAUGAAGAUCCACUAUCGGGAUCCGGCGGAUGCGAUACCGAAACAGGACUUCCUAUGCACUCUGUGCGGGCGAGCUUUCUCCAAGUCGUCGAAUCUGACGGUGCACAUGCGGAGGCACACCGGCGAGCGGCCGUACAAGUGCGACAUUUGCGAUAAGGGAUUUCCACGGUCCCUGGAUUUGCAAUACCAUCGCAGAACGCACACCGGUGAGAAGCCAUGUAUUUGCAAAGUUUGCGGAGUUGGUUUCACGAGGUCACACAAACUUAUCGUACACAUGAGAACUCACACUGGAGACAGACCGUACAAGUGCACUUACUGCGAUCGCGCCUUCGCCCAGUCCAACGAUCUAACGCUGCACGUCCGACGGCAUACGGGCGAAAAACCGUACGCCUGCGGGAUAUGUGACGAACGAUUCAUCCAGGGAACCGCCCUCCGAAGCCACCAGCAAACUACCGGACAUUUCAGGGACGGUGACACCGGGCAAUACUCUGGUCGGACCGGGCCACGAAAAUCGAAACUGGCCCGGGAACCGUCGUUGACCGUACUUUAGGUGUAGAUAACAGUUGGGAGAAGCUUAAUCGCUUCGCCCGGAUUUUAGAGUAAGUUAUGUGGUUUGCCUCAAUGAGUGAUUUCAUCCUUCAGUUUUUAAUUUGUCGUAAUGUGGAGAGUUUUACAUUCAUGAGCAUUUUUUUAAAUUAAUUACACAAUAAGUGAUAGGAUGGUUAUAAGCAACAGCUUACUUCAUCGAAUUAGCGGAAGAGUUGCUUGUAACAUCAUUUGCAAAUUCAAAAUUCAAAAAAGUACUUUUUAAAUUAAACAUUUCAUGCAUGAAUUUUCAAUCAAAGGUUUGUUUUUUUUUUUAAUAUUUGAGAAUUGUCUACUCAGUUGCGUUUCGCCUUCAACUCAUCAGUGCAUAGCAGUUCAAACUGAACUGCUAUUGCCACUUAGCACUUCAACCAAUUUCUGCAAGGUGAUGAGAUUUGAGAUACUCAAAUUUCUCAGUUUAGGUCGAAUUCUUUCUCGAGAAUAUUGUACAUUAUGUUACCGUUUCAACUUUAUAAAAUCAGGAUCGACUUUAUCCGAUUUGGACGAAACUUUGCACACGACUUCAGUACAACAAAAAACAUUUUUUGCACAGAUGGAAAGAACAAUUUUACUUCAUUUUUUUACAUCAUUGAAACUUGGAAACUGUUAUAGUUGUAGAAUUGGUAGUAAAAUGGUAAAUGAACACUCUAAAAAAUCUUAAAACUAAAAAAAAGUUUUUCGUUUUUUUCAAGAAUUUAAAAUUUGACCGAAAAACAUAAAUCAUUGAGAGAAAAAAAUGCGCUCAAUUUUUUUUAUAUUUUUUUUUGAAUCGGUGUGAUUCAUUAAAAAUUUGAGUUCAUUGAAUUUCAUGUCCAAAUAUCUCAAAAACGGCUACUUCUACGAGAAGGUAAAUUUAUUGCAUCUCUAGACUCACAUUCUGUUCUUAAUUUUACUCAGCAUAAACCACUUUUUGCAUCGAAAUGCCGUUUCUUCACCGAAGAAAGAUCGCAGUAGGCGUGCGUAUAGGAACCCAUCCAGUGAAUCCGAAAAUCGGACGCAUCGUGCACGAAAGUUUUUGAUUGCGUUUCGAGCUUACAUAGUGUAUCGGUAGAACAAAAGAGUGAAGAUAUACCAAAGCAGAGAGCGGAUGUCUGAUACUCAGGGGAUGGGAUAUAUCGGGGCUGAAUUUCCAACCCCGAACAUAGGGCCAGAGUUUUUCUGGCCUUAAGAGGCGAAUGACCUUAGGGCACAUUCAGUAGUGUUCUAGUUCUAGAUGCAUAAUUUAUGCCAGUUACAAAAUUUAAAUCUGAAUUUUAUAACAAGAAAAACUGGCAGCCCCAGCAGUGUUUUACUCGUGUUUCAAAUAUACAAAAAAUAGAACGACAUCGUAGACCAGUUUUAAAUUUGACAGAAGAACUGGUCGAAUAAAUAAAACUAGAACGGCUUGCUGGGGAUACGUUUGUUCCAGUUUCUGUUCUAUAAUAGAUCUACCAUAUAGAACUUCUAGCUGCGGAAUUUGCUCUUAAGGUUAAAGCCUCUAUGAUCGAAACAAAAGAAUGUUUAACACUUUCACAUCCAAUCGGUGAAACGCCGGCUCGGAAAUGCCUUGUUUGAUAUUUCUUCGCUCUGUUUCUCUAGCGAUACAUAAUGUAAACAUAAAGCUUUUUUAGAUCGACGCGGUUGAUGCAAAUGGUGAAGAAUUGUCCGAUGACGGGCCGUUCGAAGCGCUACGAUCGGCCUCAUAUCGUGCUCAAUCGGUCCGAUGAUCGGACUUAUGCGUUGGUUAUUGAGAUCUCGGAAAAUAGUGGAAUGAUUUGUGCCGAACUUGUUAGCAGAAAUUUUACUGUUAGUUCGGCAAAAGCGAUUGGGGUUGAAUUAAGAAUUGCCGAGUCAUCAGUAAUUGAAGGUGGAAUGGAUUUUUCUUUAUUCUUGAAUGAAAAACAAGGCAAAGGUUGGAGAAAGAGGGUGUUUUAUUAUCUUCAUUUAUAUCUACUAAGCAAACAAAGGAUUGAAACAAUCUUGAUGUGAUUAUCAAUUGACAUCAUCACGCCUAGUCAAUUUUUUUCUAGUGCUCCCCAACGCCUCUACCUGGAAACAGAUAUUAAUAAUUAUAUUUGCGAAGUAGAUAGUUUUUUAGUUCACUUAGCUUGUCACGAAAUAUAAAAGUCUUUGUCCUUCUUCCAAUUUAUAUGUUUUCCAGCUCAAUGUAGAAUGGCGACCAACUUUGCAAAAUCGAAAAGAGACACUAGAUGACAAGUGUCUCACCGAGUUCCAGUUAAAACUAUGUCACUGUUCGAAAUCUCGGCAAACGGAUUUGCUGAUCGGUAUAUUUGUUGUUUACUGACAGGUUCAGUAUAAUAUUAUGCCAAACUUCGGCAAAAGUACGCGCUUUACCGAGAUAUCAGCAUAUUACUUUAACGAAUUCCGGAAAAGAGUAUGUGGAUUACUGAACAAUCAGAAAAAUGUCGUUUUGCCGAUCUACUUCGGCAUUCUUUACUUCAGCUUGGCGCUCGAGAAUCGGUUUUAAGUGUGUACAAACGGUCUUAAGUCGAAUAGGUAUCUCCAAAUACAAGCGCUUAUGGUUUUUUCCAAGUAUUGACCAUUACUAGCUACGCAUUUUUUCCACCUUUAUGGAAUUUUGUGAAUUCCUUACCGAAGACAAAUCCGCCUCUUUUGAUUCACCUUUUAUAAUUUUGCCACAGAUUGCGUGUUUCAUCGACGCAAACAGGUAAAAACUGAAAUACCUAGGUUUGGAGAAUAAGCCGCAUGUGAUAGCACUUCCCAUUCGAAUUUCUCUUUUCGCAGCAGGAUCGAUUUGGGAGUAUAAAACCGAGAUUCAUAGUAUUUGUUUUCACCAAACGCGCAGUGCCGAAUCGAUUUGGUUUCUCAAUCGAUUUUUAUGCCUCAACAUACCAUAGUGUUUACCGCUUAGGAUACUCAAAGAAGUUUUCGUUUUUCAUCGCCAGUCGCAAUCCAAUGUGAAAACGUCUUCCUUUUGAUACCUUUUCAAAAGCAUUUCACAAAAUUCAUUUAUGGUUUCAUUCUUUUCACAGGGUACCCAUUUUUCCCACUGUUAACUAAUUUCAGUUGCCAUUUUUGCACGACCCCCUAAAUGCUUUAAAUAAAUGCGCCUGUAUCAUGUUUCUUGUAAACAAUCUUUAAAAUUUGUUUUGAGUAGCAACGUUGAUAAGCGACUAGUGGAUACAAUAAUAAAUCCAAGCGGACAACAAUCCGUGAUUUGGAGUUAGAAAAUUUUUGUAAUUAUGUAGAUUGAAUAGAUAUUUAUCGAAAUGCUAUUUAAGUUAUUGGUAUUUGAUUGGCCUGUUUUGGAAUGACAGCACCCAUGAUACGAAAUACGUGCGAUUGAAAAAUGGAAUCUGCUUGAAAUUCAAACAUUGACGGAUUUACUGUCACAAUUUCAAGUAGUGUAGAUAAUAAAAACAAAUUGAGUGCUUUAAGAAAUCCAAACAAACCAUAAGUAUUGUUGCCAAAUUUGAAUAAAAUAUUUGACAUGUAAAUGGUAGCCGGAUUACGCCAAAUGAUAAUCAGAAUAGCAAUAACUGGAGCCAGAAUUAAUUGAAAACGCCAAAUUUGAUGGAUUUUUUCUGGAUUAUUCAAAAAUUUGUGCAAGUUUACCACGCAUCGACGAAAAUGUAGAACAACUUAUUGAAAUAAAGAAAAAUCAAGCCAAAUAAGUCUAACAGCAGCUGAAAUUCGGAAUGUGUUCCACCUCGAAAUAAAUACUUGUCUUCAUUGAAAUCGUCACCUACGUCUCUGCUUCAUUUUUAUUUCGCAACACGUUACCAUUGGUAACAAUUGUCCGAAACUUUGAUUACUUGAAUUCCAAUGUUUUGCAUAAUACAAAAUAACCUUUUUUUUCGAGAAAAAAUAUUGAUAAAAAAGUCAGCGACGAAGUAUUUUCGAGGACGCGUUUCAAAAAUCGAUGAUUUGCGGUAUCAGAAGUCAAAAAAUCAAAACAAAAAGCAAAACUUUGUGAUUGGGUAUUUUAUAUGUAGGUAGCGUGUGCAAAAUUUGUAAAUAAUUGGUGAAGUAGUUUUUAAGUGACGAUGGACAUGGACUUUUAAAACUUACUUUCGAGAAAAUUGCGUUUAACGUUUAUUGUCUAUAAAAUCGAAGGAAACAAUUCAUUUUUCUAGGUCGCGCAUAAGGUGUAGCACUUUAGAAAAAUCAUAGUUUUUCUUUAUAUUUUGUUAUAAUAAAACAUUUCAAGAACGUUUCGUUAAAUUUUCAAGUCAAUCGAAGUAGAACUCUUUAACCUGUGCGUCAAUUUCUUGCCUCUUCGCAGUAUGUAAUAAGAAAAGAUAAAAGCCCAUAUCUUCCAAGGUAUUGUUCCGAUUGGAUUGAAAAUUUGACAAAAUAAUCUUGAAAUGUUUUACAAUAAGAAAAUAUAAAGAAAAAAUGAAUAUUUUUUCAAAAGUAUUAGACCCUACCCGCCUUUCAAAGGUUGCGUUAAAUUAAGCUAUUCAAUAGGUAUUAUUCAACUUCAAAAUUGGCAAAAUUGUCAAAAUAAUUCUUCACUGAAUUUGAAAAGCAUAUUCCGACAAACUUGCUUCAAUUGAUAAUGUAUUCUAUUUGUUGCGCAUCGUUUCCUCAGACGAUAGAUUGCAAUAUCAAUUUACUCACAAGAAGUCCUAUGAGACCUUGAACUUGUAAUUCUGUUGAAAGAUCUUUUCUCUGUGCUCACUUUUAGACAACAAAAAAAAACUUCUCCAGGUACACAUUUUGCACACUUAUUCCUAGAAAGCUGCUAACUUAUAAGGAUAAAUUUUUAAAUAUUACCAUUCAAUUCUGUUACUUAUAACAGAAUUAAAUGGUAAUAUUUAAAAAUUUAUCCUUUUAAAAUCAUUCUGUUCAAACACUCAAACGAAAAGUUAAUGCUAACUUAUAUUUUUUUGUUCCGAACUUGUUACCGUAACAAAAUUUAUUACUUGGAUACCGAAUAGUUAAAUUUUUACCAAAAUGUUCAAUUAUUUUGCGAAAUGAUCCACAGUCUUAAUAGGUAAUUGGAGCGAAUGAUCAUAUUUUUUAAAUGUGUGACCGACCGACCGUUCUAUGUAAAUUUGGGGAACCAAUAAUUAAGUGUAUUUACAAGCAUUACCAUAGAUGUCAAUCCGAAGCUAGAGUUAACUUAACGGUUUAGUGAGUAAGCAAAUACAAAUCAAAUGUAUGCAUGCCAUUUUCGAAACAAGCAUUCUUUUCCUAGGUUUAAUUGUUUGAUUGAGUGACAUAGGCAAUGAAUACCGAUAAUAAAUG
Molecule: messenger RNA, 7669 nt
Organism: Malaya genurostris
Lineage: Eukaryota; Metazoa; Arthropoda; Insecta; Diptera; Culicidae
Product: zinc finger protein 569-like
Exons: 6
Coding region: 204-2420 (738 amino acids)
Biological process (GO): regulation of transcription by RNA polymerase II
Cellular component (GO): nucleus
Molecular function (GO): zinc ion binding; DNA-binding transcription factor activity, RNA polymerase II-specific; RNA polymerase II cis-regulatory region sequence-specific DNA binding
Source: RefSeq, a predicted model, not a curated record